This is a messenger RNA of Terrapene triunguis (Three-toed box turtle), 6773 nucleotides long. It is a transcript of the gene PCDH1, whose product is annotated as protocadherin 1. Gene Ontology annotation, biological process: homophilic cell-cell adhesion. The transcript has 5 exons. Bases 156 to 3815 code for a protein of 1219 amino acids. Gene Ontology annotation, cellular component: plasma membrane. NCBI's taxonomy places the organism in Eukaryota, Metazoa, Chordata, Testudines, Emydidae. The record is from RefSeq and is a predicted model, not a curated record. Gene Ontology annotation, molecular function: calcium ion binding.
GAGCCGGACACUGCGACGGACACGGCUGCGCCAGACCCGCUCGCCGCGCCGGGAGGGAGCCGCAGCCCCGACCGGCAGCCACUGGUCCCCCGGGAUUCCGCCUAUUUUGUGGGGAACCAGCCGGAGGCGCGGAGCGGAGCCGGUCCCGGCAGGGGAUGGAGAAGCCGGAGGUGGCGCGCACACGGCGCUCUCCGCUGCCAACCCCUGUCCAGUGCAGGAUGACGUGGCUGGCAGCCUGCCUGGGCCUGUGGCUCUUCCUGCAACUCCCCACCUUGGGCGCUGGGACACGCGUGGUCUACAAAGUGCAGGAGGAACAGCCGCCCAACACACUCAUUGGGAGCUUGGCUGCCGACUACGGCUUUCCCGACGUGGGGCACCUCUAUAAGCUGGAAGUGGGGGCUCCCUAUCUGCGUGUGGAUGGCAAGACAGGGGACAUUUACACCACGGAGACCUCCAUCGACCGGGAGAGCCUGCGGGAGUGCCAGAGCCAGUUCCCAGGGGAACUCUGCUUCCUGGAGUUCGAGGUGUCCAUCACGGACCUGAUGAUGAACAGCAGCCCGCGCCUGCUGGAAGGGCAGAUCGAGGUGCUGGACAUCAAUGACAACACUCCCAACUUCGCCUCGCCCGUCAUCACACUGGCCAUUCCCGAGAACACCAACAUCGGGGCACUCUUCCCCAUCCCCCCGGCCAUGGACCGCGACGCAGGCGCCAACGGGGUCGCCUCCUAUGAGCUCCUGGCUGGGCCUGAGGCGCAGGAGCUCUUCGGCCUGCAGGUGGCUGAGGAUCAGGAUGAGAAGCAGCCGCAGCUGAUUGUCAUGGGGAACCUGGACCGGGAGCAGUGGGACUCCUAUGACCUGACCAUCAAGGUGCAGGAUGGAGGCAGCCCACCGCGGGCGAGCAGCGCCCUGCUGCGAAUCACCAUCCUGGACAUGAAUGACAACACCCCCAAGUUCGAGAAGGCCCUGUACGAGGCGGAGCUCUCAGAGAACAGCCCCGUGGGGCACUCCGUCCUCCAGGUGAAAGCCAACGACUCGGAUCAGGGUGCCAACGCCGAGAUUGACUACUCCUUCCACCAGCCCACAGACAUGGUGCGUCGCCUGCUGCGCCUGGACAGGGCCACGGGCCUCAUCACUGUGCAGGGGCCCAUUGACCGGGAGGACGUCAAUAUCCUCAAGUUCUCUGUCCUGGCCAAGGAUAAGGGGGCCAAUCCCAAGAGUGCCCGCACCCAGGUGGUGGUGACCAUCAAGGACAUGAAUGACAACGCCCCCUCCAUUGAAAUCCGGGGUAUUGGCCUCGUUACCCAUCAGGACGGCAUGGCCAACAUCUCCGAGGACGUGCCCGUGGAGACGGCCGUGGCUCUGGUACAGGUGUCUGACCGGGAUGAGGGUGAGAACGCUGUGGUCACCUGUGUGGUUGCUGGCGAUGUCCCGUUCCAGCUGAGACAGGCCAGCGAGACGGGCAGUGACAGCAAGAAGAAGUACUUCUUGCAGACCACCACGCCGCUGGACUACGAGGCGGUGAAGGAGUACACCAUCGAGAUCGUGGCUGUGGAUUCGGGGAACCCACCCCUCUCCAGUACCAACUCCCUCAAGGUGCAGGUGGUGGAUGUGAACGACAACGCCCCAGUCUUCAGCCAAAGCCUCACUGAGGUGGCCUUCCCCGAGAACAAUGCCCCUGAUGACCUGGUGGUGGAGGUGAGCGCCAGUGACGCUGACAGUGGCUCCAAUGCCAAGCUGGUUUACUCCCUGGUCAUGGACCCCUCCUCCAAGGGCUUCUUCUCCAUCGACCCUGACUCAGGUGAGAUCCGAGUGAAGACGGUGCUGGACCGGGAGCAGAGGGAGCGCUAUGAGUUCCUGGUGGUGGCAGCUGACAAGGGCAGCCCCAGUCUCAAGGGCACGGCAUCUGUGGCCAUCAAUGUCAUGGACAGGAAUGACAACGACCCCAAGUUUAUGCUGAGCAGCUACAACUUCUCAGUGAUGGAGAACAUGCCUCCCCUGAGCCCGGUGGGCAUGGUGACAGUGAUUGACGCUGACAAGGGCGACAACGCCCGAAUCCAGCUGUCAGUGGAGCAGGACAACGGGGACUUUGUCAUCCAGAAUGGCACUGGCACCAUACUCUCCAGCAUCUCCUUUGACCGGGAGCAGCAGAGCACGUACACCUUUCGGCUCAAAGCUGUGGAUGGAGGGGACCCUCCCAGAUCUGCCUACGUGGGGGUGACCAUCAACGUGCUGGACGAGAACGACAAUGCCCCUUUCAUCACCUCCCCUUCCAAUGCCUCUUACAAGCACAUCCUGCCCCACACCAGCCCCGGGCAGCAGGUCAGCAAGGUCAAGGCUGAGGACAUUGACUCGGGGGUCAAUGCAGAGCUGACCUACAGCAUCACAGGGGGCAACCCCUUCGAGCUGUUCCAGAUCUCACCGCAGAGCGGGGACAUCACGCUGGAGAAGGAGAUCCUGCGUAAGCACCAUGGCCUGCACCGCCUGGUGGUGCGUGUCAACGACAGGGGCAAGCCCUCGCGCCAUGGCACCGCGCUGGUGCACUUCUACGUCAAUGAGACCCUGGCCAACCGCACGCUGCUGGAGACCCUGCUGGGACACAGCCUGGACACGCCGCUGGACAUCGACAUUGCUGGCGACCCCGAGUACGAGCGCAGCAAGCAGCGCAGCAACAUCCUCUUCGGCGUCAUCGCUGGCAUCGUGGCCGUCACCCUGGUUAUUGUGCUGGUGGUGCUGGUGCGCUACUGCCGGCAGAGGGAGGCCAAGAGCGGCUACCAGGCGGGCAAGAAGGAGACCAAGGACCUGUACGCCCCCAAUCAGGGCAACAAGAGCAGCAAGAGCAAGAGCAAAGUGAAGAAGAGCAAGUCCCCCAAGCCGCCCAAACCGGCCGAUGACGAGGAGGAGACUGGACUGCAGAAGUCCCUCAAGUUCAACCUCAUGAACGACUCCGUCAGUGACAGCCCCCGCAUCCACCUGCCUCUCAACUACCCGCCUGGGAGCCCGGACCUGGGGCGCCACUACCGCUCCAACUCCCCGCUGCCCUCCAUCCAGUUGCAGCCCCAGUCGCCCUCUGCCUCUAAGAAGCACCAGGUGGUGCAGGACCUGCCUGCCACUAACACCUUUGUGGGCACUGGGGACAACAACUCGACAGGCUCCGAGCAGUACUCUGACUACAGCUACCGCACCAACCCCCAGAAAUACACCAACAAGCAGUUACCUCAUCGCCGAGUGACAUUCUCUGCAGCUAAUCAGGCACAGGACUUGCAGGACCCCUCACAACAUAGUUACUAUGACAGCGGGCUAGAAGAGUCAGAGACUCCUAGCAGCAAGUCAUCAUCAGGGCCCCGAAUUGGGCCACUAGCUCUGCCUGAGGAUCAUUAUGAGCGCACCACACCCGACGGUAGUAUUGGGGAGAUGGAGCACCCUGAAAACGAUCUCCGGCCUCUGCCUGACGUUGCCAUGACUGGGACCUGCACCCGGGAAUGCACGGAGUUCGGCCAUUCCGACACCUGCUGGAUGCCUGGCCAGUCCUCCCCAAACCGCAGGCCCAAGAAUGCCCUGAAGCUCUCCACUUUUGUGCCUUACCAAGAACGGGGGAGUCAAGAGCAAGUUGGGAACAGCAGCCCCAGACUUUCGGAAGAGCGCAGCACCAAAAUGGCCAACCUCCGCCUGCUCCCCACAUACAGUGCCUUCUCCAACAGUAGCCAUGAGCCCUGCAAGGACUCCCCUAUGGAGGAAAUUCCUCUCACCCAGACCUCGGACUUCCAGCCAGCCACCACCCCCUCGUCUCAAACCACUAAGAGGGAGAUCUACCUGUGAGGCUGGGCCCAAAGGAUGAGGAGCAGACACUUCUGAGGCCAGUGUCCAGAGGAACAUUUGAAACUUCAAUGCUUUAUCGCUCCUGCAGCCGGUUCUCCAGGUUGUUCCCAGUUUCCACCUCCCUCUGGGUGAGACGCCCCAACUGGCCUCUGAGGACACAGGGCAGGGCAAGGGAGAGGAGGGCCUUUUUAACUCGUUGUCUUGAGGCAGGGUGGGUGUGUGAAACCUAAGGAAUUUCCAAGCACUUGAGGGUGCGUCUCUGAACUGCUGUGUCAGGGAGGGCUGGGCAGGCUCUGAGUGCAGAGGACACGGCUGGGGUGAAGGGCUUAGGUACCAAAGGUCCAUGCAGAGCUGGUGGAGUUCCUGGGGCACAGGACAGAGGGGUGUCUCCAUGCACAGGGAGCAAGCUGCCUGUUGCUUUACUGUAGACUCCUGUAAAUAUGAAUCUUAGGAAUGACAUUCAAAUCCUGCCUGAUUGAAACUUUUAUUGUCCUUGAAACAAGACAUUUCAACAAAACAAACCACAGGGAGCAAGUUCCAGCAUUGAAUGGUUUGGUGCAUGGAAGAGCACAGGGGAGCACAGCUUCCAGUCCACACUCCUGUUCCAUAUUGUAAAUAAAGAUGUGAUUGGUUCCUCAAAUAACAGCUGGGAAUGGGAGGAGAGGGGCAGGGGCCUGUCAGUGGGGCUGGAGGCUUUCUGGUUUUACAUCCUGGCCCGCUUGCCAAAUGCUGUCACUGUGCCCAUUGGCUGCAGGGUGCGCAGUGACUGCUCAGUGCCAGAGGUAAGGGCCUAUGCUGAGGCGUUCCUUUUGGCUGUGUACCAGUGGAUGGCAAAGCUGAAAGAGCCAGGAGCAGGGCUGGGGAGCCCCGGUUUGAUAACUAUAUCUCUGGCUGCAGAGAUCCUUGGCUCUAGCUCUGCUGGAGAGAAGGGAGGCACAGGCCAUUGGGCCUCACCCCAUCCCCUUGUGCCUGCUGUAGUGCAGGGAACUCCCAUGGGGCCAUCUGUGCCAUGAACUUGACCUUUGACCUGUCCGCCUGUAAGCCACCAUUUGCCUUUGUGAGGAGGAGCUUUGUCUCAGGGUCACACCAGGGGCCACUGGCCCCUGUGAGCUGGAGUCCCACUGCCCUUAGGCCACAGAGCCACUCUCAAGGGCUCCAGCAUUCUCUUCCAGUGUCAAAGGUCAUCCAGUCUCCCGGGGGUGGGCACCCUAAUGCCGUGCCAGGUGCCAGCAGCAUAUGAGCUCCCCUUCACAGGGUACCAAAUCCAGGGAGACACUGUGCAGGGUAGAGAGGAAGGAUGGGUGGCAUCAGCUUGAGCAGGUGCCUGUAGGAAUGGCCCUUGGCAUGGCCAGCCUGAGCAAGAUGUGGAUCAAAGGGGUGGCCCUGGUGGGACACAGGAGCUCCUCCUGGCUCUGCUUGAACUCUCUUGCUCUCUUGGAGGCCUUGGAGCUGUUCUGGUGACUUGGUUUCUGUCCCAUUCUCAACUGUUCCAGCUCUGGUCUGACCCCCUGCUCCAGACGGGACAGCCCAGGUGUCUGGAGCAGGGUGAGGGUGACUCAUGCCUCAUUCUCUCUAGGGUACCUUCCUUCCUCUCCUUAUCCAGUAGGAGUGCUAGGAGGAGGGUGAGAUGCACCAUUAUUCUUCCCUUCCAAUCUCCUCAGCACUCUUCAUUGCUCAGCUCUUCCUUGGGGAGUGAGGCCAAUAGCAGCUUCAGGAUAACAUCCCCUUUCCUAUCUUUGGUCCAUGCUUGACCUUUGAACACAGGGGGAUGUGGUGGGGACAUUGUGUGUCUGCUGACUGGGCAGCCUUUCCUCUCUGGUGCCUGUGGGUGGUUCUGCAGGACUUGUUCAGCACUGGGUGUUUCCUGCAGGGAGAGGGCAUUGCAGCCCCAUCCCAUCAGGCCCAGAGGCCUGCAAUCCCUGCACUGAGUCUUGGGGGGUUCGGGGCAAUGGCACUUGCCCUGCCUUGCCUCCUGGUGUUCAGCAAGUCCCUUGCUGAAUAGCUCCUGACCCUUUGCUCUGGCAGUGGUGAUGGGAUAUGGCCAGCCUCAUGGUGUAGCUUCCUCAGGGCCGUGUGGCCUGAUGGACACAAGCUGAACCAGGUCUGCCCAAGGCCGAAAAGGCACAGAGCUGACAAGGCCUGCAGAAGGGCCGCAGAAAGCGAGGCUCCUAGCUGCCCUACCCUGCCUGCUCCCCCAGCGCCCUGUUCUUGUGUCACCCUUUCCCGGGUGAUGUGAUGGGGGACUGUCCCACCACAGUUCAUACAUCUAGAGGUGCCGCUUAGGGGAGUCAGGACCCUCCUUCCCAUCUCUCCUGUCACCGCUCCCCUGCUUGGAGGGCACUGAUCCAGUGGGUCUCUGUGGUGGACAUGGCCUCCAGGUGGGUGUCCGUCCAGGCAUACCUGUUCUGCUCUGCUGGCAGUGUUGUGGGGCCCGUGCUCCCCCUGGCCUGGCUGCCUGAGCACGUCACUUUCCUGAAUAUGUUUUUAUUGUAGUUCUAGUUUCAGGGCCUAACUGGGCAGAAUGUGCAAUUUGGCCACCUAGGCCAGGAUCCUUGAUUCCUCUGCCAGCUCAGAUGCUCACUCCCCGCACCCAGGCUCGGGUCUGGGGCAGCAUCCCUCUGGGGCAGGCUCCCCAGAAGAGCUACAUGACCUACGCAGAUGAGGGUCACUACUUCCAAGAGGGAAAGAGUGGGCCCUGGCUCUUCCCAUGGCCUGGUCUGCAGGAUGGCCUCCCUACUUGCUGCUUGGGUCACUAAGGGAACCCUGAGGCUCACAGCCCUUUGGUUUGGUUCAGCAGCUGCCUGAGGCAGCACAGCAGCUCACUCAGCCUGAAUACACGGUCAUCUGUGCUUCGCAGUCCCUUUCGUUUGGGACUGAGGGGGGAAUCUGCCUGAGGGGGAAGGGCAGAUGUGGUGCUGGGAUCAGCCCAGUGGGGAGGGGUGCUGGGAUCAGCCCACA